CUUUUUGUUUACGUCUAUGGUUCGAUCGUUGUAGUUCGCACGUUUCUUUAGAGAGACCGCCACAGAGCGUGAAUUGUGUCGGGAAAUGCCUAGAUGUCGCUGUCUUAACCUGUCUUAACCUAGUAACAUCAACUCGCAAAACAAAUGGGCUGCCGAUGCAGCUCUAUAUUAAUCGAUAUUAAUAUAAAUAUUAGCGUGCCAAAUACAGUGAAAAUACACGUUAGAGAAGUUAUUAACAUAUUCAAAAAGGAACAACUAUGUCGGAGCCUAUUUUAGCAGAAGACAGCACAAUUAUGAAAUUAGUGCCAUCAUUGGAAGGAAUAUUGAAAGAUUUAGAUGAAAACGCUAAGGCUCACGAUUAUCUCGUUGCUUUAGUGAUUGUAUUUUUAUCGGAAUCUGGUUUUUACGUGUCUUCGUCGGAUAAAGAUCAUUCGCAGAAUUUACGUCUGUGGCCUCUUCAUAUACCAAAAGAUUGGAAAUCAAAGGAGAGGGGAAUCUAUGAAAUAUGUUUUCAAUUAGGAGUUUUCUCUGAAGUAAAAUGCAAACUGGUUGCAAUUCCAUCUCAGGAUACAAUUAUUCUCAACUUUUUUCCUCUUACAAAUGAGAAACAAACUUAUUGUAUGUGCAUACAGACCCUAAUGUAUGUUAAUCCUUUCUCAAGCGAUCUUUCCGGACGGUAUAGAAACCUAAAAGCGAUAUCUCAUAGGUUCAAAGAUGUCAUAGCCACUCCGAUGCGUUCAGACUUGUUAAUCAGAGCAAAUUUGAUGGGUCCUAGUCUUUUGUGUCUCCCAAUGGAGUGCAAGCUCAAAAUUUUAACCAUGUUAGAUGUACACAGCAUAUCCCAAAUGGCACUGUGUUGCUCUGAAUUUCAUCGGCUUUCUUAUGAACCUGUAUUAUGGCAGAAAUUACUACAGAGAGAUUACCCACAAACACGCUGCGAAUCGAUCAACAAUUGUAAACACAUUUAUCAAGAAUGUUAUAGAAAUCAACAAAGUCUGUUAUCAUCUAUAAACAGGCAUUACCCGCACCCAUUUUUUUUUAGGUAUUGACACAUGAAUUAUACUUCAAUUAUGAUGCAUAAAUAUCAGUGUUUACUUUAAACCACUA
Molecule: messenger RNA, 1107 nt
Organism: Hylaeus volcanicus
Lineage: Eukaryota; Metazoa; Arthropoda; Insecta; Hymenoptera; Colletidae
Product: F-box only protein 7-like
Exons: 3
Coding region: 258-1049 (263 amino acids)
Biological process (GO): positive regulation of autophagy of mitochondrion; autophagy of mitochondrion
Molecular function (GO): protein kinase binding
Source: RefSeq, a predicted model, not a curated record